Molecule: messenger RNA, 1839 nt
Organism: Didymella exigua CBS 183.55
Lineage: Eukaryota; Fungi; Ascomycota; Dothideomycetes; Pleosporales; Didymellaceae
Product: Metallo-dependent phosphatase
Exons: 1
Coding region: 114-1634 (506 amino acids)
Biological process (GO): polyphosphate catabolic process
Cellular component (GO): cytoplasm
Molecular function (GO): endopolyphosphatase activity; phosphatase activity
Source: RefSeq, a predicted model, not a curated record
UGCGACUUCAAAGUCCAGCGCAGCCUCGUAACAGCCUAAAGUCAAGGCAGCCGCCAAGUGUGGCACUGCCGAGAACUCCGAAAGGAUCUGCGCCACCAACCGAGGAAGGCUAGAUGGCGUGUGAAGACCCCAGAUCGCAGGGGCCACGCACUCAAGAUGGGCCUGCGCGUCAGCAGGGAGAUGAAGAGCGGCCGUCCCAGGCCUUCAGCGCGAGUCGCAGCAGUCACCUUCGUCGACAAAAUCAUCAACCGCGACGGGCGCAUGCACGGGCAGGCGUGAAUGACCAUUUCAUCACGGUAGCCACCACAUGGCAGCGACCAGCUCGAACAACUUCCAUAUCGAACACAGCCUUUCCGCUGCAUACAAACUCGUCGCGGUAUACCCAGAGACUACCAGUAACAUCUUACGACGGAACAUUAUACCCUUCAGACCCCUCAGGGUCGUCUGCAGCUGCGAUGCCGCACCGCAACUACCCACACGCACAGCAUCGCCCACUGAUCGACCUCAUUCCCGCGUACCACGAUGACGUCGAUGCCUCUGAUGAAGAAGACGACUUCUACAGCAAAGAAGACGACCAACUCAUACAUCCAAAGUGGCAGGCCCUGAUCACGCAAACAUCGAAUCGGGUUCCGCGCAGAUUACAACGCUGUGUCGUCAUAGUUCUCGCCGUCGCAUUCUUGUUCCUGAUAAGCUGGAAGGUAUACCUCGGACCGCGCCACUACGCUCAGCUACAGGACUUAAAGGAUAUGGAUGAGACACCAGCAAUGAGCUAUGGGAGCAACGUGCGUCCAGAGUUAAAGGGCAUGAUCCAGGUCAGGGACAUGGACAGCCAACACCUGCCUAAGAAGGGGCACAGGCUAGUCUUUGUCGGCGAUGUUCACGGAUGCAGGGAUGAGCUGGAGUAUCUUCUGAAGAAGGCCAACUUCAACGAGAAGCACGACCACCUCGUCUUGACCGGCGACAUGAUCGCAAAGGGCCCGGACUCGCCUGGCGUAAUCUCGCUGGCUGAGAAGCUCGGCGCGUCAUGUGUCCGCGGCAACUGGGAAGAUAAGCUCCUCCUGAGUAUCGCCGAAUCUGAAGCACGACAUCUCGACACUCUCCCCGGCCCUGACGAGUCUCCCGACCGUAAGGAGGACUUUCUCGACGAAGCCUCACACAGCCACGGCGACUACAAGCUCCGCAAACUCGCCAAAUCUUUCUCCAAACACAACAUUGCAUACCUCCAGCAAUGUCCCAUCAUCCUACGUAUAGGAAAUGUGCCCAACCUCGGUGAAUUCGCAGUCGUCCACGCCGGCCUCGUCCCAAACAUUCCUCUUGAACAACAGGACCCCUUCCACGUUAUGAACAUGCGCACCAUCGACCUCAAGACACGUAUACCCAGCUCCAAGCACGCCGGCACACCGUGGGAGAAGUUCUGGAACCACCAGCAGAAGAAGAAGGAUCCGCACCAGCGCAUGAGCGUCGUUUACGGGCACAACAGGAAGCGCGGCCUGAAUCUGCAGGAGUUCACGUUUGGUUUGGAUAGUGGGUGUGUCAGCGGAGGCAAGCUGACGGCGCUUGUUGUUGAUCACAAGGGCAAGACGGAGAUCAUUCAGGUCAAGUGCCACCAGGAGAAUGGCUGGGAUGUGGAUUAGAGUGAUGAGGACAUUCUGAGGCGUUUGGGUGGCGCUAGCAUGGCAUUGUAGGCGUCGGAGCAUUGUAUACGGAAUGCCUUUGUGAGAUCGCUAUAGCUUGGGCGCUUUAAGAUAACUGCGAAAGACGACUUACAUUUUGGGUAUUCUUUAACCACGAAACCCGUUAACUGUUAAGCUUUCAACCAUUCUUGCAGUGAAUCGAUCA